AACACUCUGGUACAAUAGGUGGCGGCAAGCACCUUUAACGUUGGUAGUCCGCCAGUAAAAUCAAAGAACUGCGUCACCAAGCGAAUAUUAAGGAAUGGCACUCGAAUCGAGAUUACAGAAAGUUUCAGUUUCAUUUCUUCAGUAAUCAGAAAAUUACAGGGAAGCGAGCAAGUGGAAGGGUAGCCAGCAGAUCUCUGAUGAAAAUGUCUACUGCCAACCGUAUCACCAGGACUAUCUGUCAAAAUGAAGGCUCUAUGGAGUAUGGACUGCUUGAACAAACUAUCCGGCGAACUGUCACCACUUCUGACAUUUCGUGUUUCUUGAGAGACACCUGCAAGUUUGUUAUUAUUGAAGGAAAAGAAAAAUGCUCCGCGACCAGUGCCGUGAGCGCAAACAGCUUGAUCAUAGCAAAGACAUCACUAAGGAUUUGCAAAAAACAGCCCGGCGACUGUGUCAGCUGUGAAGAUUUACAUCUGUGCAAAUAUCUUGUGUGCGGCAGCUGCAAGUACGGGAACAAGUGCAAAAAAUCCCACGACUUGGACUCGGCCAACAACAGAGCGGCCUGCGCCAGACACGGCCUGCAGGACCUGGGGGCUGCAGAGCUGUUCGCCCUGCUGCUGCAGAAUGACCCGUCUCUACUGCCGGAGGUGUGCUCGCAUUACAACAAGGGCAACGGUGAGCAUGGCUCCUGCAAGUUCGAGGAGAGCUGCAAGGGCCUGCACGUGUGCCAGCACUUCCUGCAGGGCGACUGCACGUUCGGGGACCAGUGCAAGCGGGCGCACGCCUUCGACGCCGCUGCCAGCGAGAUCCUGAAGCGCCGGGGCGCCAGCCCGGAGAACGCCGGCGGCCUGUACAAGGCAUACCGGAACAUGUUCGCCAUCGCCGGGCACGCGCACAGCCCUGCGGCAGGCCGCCCCAAGGCCGCCGCGGCUCCUGCGCCCGCCGCCGCCGCCGCCGCCGCCGCCGCUGCCGCCCCGCCGCCGCCGACAAGGGAGCGCUCCCGCCAGCCCUCCGUCCCCUCCGCCAGCGAGGCCGACAGCAGCGAGAUCUGCCUGUUCUUCCUCCGCCGCCACUGCAGUUUCAAAGAGAAGUGUAUUCGGGUUCACUACCACCUGCCCUACAGAUGGCAGAUCUAUCAGUGGGCUGGAACCACCUGGAAGGAUCUGGUGGACAUGGAGGAUGUUGAGCAAGCCUACUGUAACCCUGCGAACAAUGCAAGUAAGGGGAUUUCUCAGGUGGAUUUCCUCGCCAUGACGAGCAGAUCCUCCAAAGUGCGCCGCCUCUCCACCGUCUCCUCCGUCACCAAGCCCCCCAACUUCAUCCUCACCACCGACUGGCUGUGGUACUGGAAGAGUGACAAGGGGAAGUGGUUCAAGUUUGGCUCUGAGGGCGAUUCGAAAGCGAGGUCCUCCAUCACAUCCCUGACUCUAGAGAACGCUUACCUGGCCGACACCAAGGGGGAGAUCUCCUUCACCGCUGGCAGUCAGCAGUACUUGCUCAGCUUCAAAGACAUGACUCAGCGAAACCUAAAAUAUAACACCAAGAGAGAGGUUCGAAGGCGGCCGUGGUUCCUUUCCAUUGAAGACGUGGAGAAAAAGCUGAAGAGCGGGACUCCAGAAGCUUCCGGCUCCUCUGCUGCCAGCGUUCCAAAGCACUGGGACCAGGAAGCCCUGCCUGAAUUUCACUACAAGCUCAUUCUCCUGUUGGCCACAUCCAUGGAGUUCCAGGAGGUGGACCAGCAGUUCAAGCAGACCAUGCCCAAGAGCACUGUGCACAGCAUCCAGAGGAUCCAGAACCCCUGCCUGUACAAGUUCUUCCAGUGGCAGGAGGAGAAGAUGCGAAACAAGAAUGGAGGCCGGCCUGUAGACCAGCGGCUCCUGUUCCACGGCACUAAGCAGUCCCUCAUCGAGACCAUCUGCGAGCAGAACUUUGACUGGAGGAUCUGCGGCACCCACGGGACCGCCUAUGGCAAAGGAAGUUACUUUGCCAGGGACGCCAAGUACUCGGACCGGUUCUCCAAGUCCAGCGGCCAGACGAAGACCAUGUUCGCCGUGCAGGUCCUGGUCGGGGAGUACGCACAAGGGAAAAGCAGCUACCUCCGCCCACCCGAGAAAGCCAGCGGCCAGGACUUCGACAGCUGCGUCAACUCAAUGAAAGACCCUACUAUUUUCGUCGUCUUUGAGAAAUACCAGAUCUACCCGGAGUACAUUAUCGAGUACAGUACUUGAUCCUGAAGUAAAGAGUCGCACCGUAGACCCGAAAUUCAACUAUGUAGAAAAGAUAAGACGCGCUAAUGUGCGCUAAAUCAAAAAUGGCUUUCGCAGUUUUACUGAUAUUUUGUGAGCUUGUAUACAAGACUGUGUGUAACAAUUCUUUAAAAAAUGUUUUUGCUGCGAGUAAUACAAUAUCUGGAAACUAAUAUUUGCGAUUUAAACAUAUCUUUGUAGUGGGAUAAACUGGUGUCAGGUCACUUUUGUAUAAUUUAAAACUUUGCUGUCUUCUGUGGUCUUUAACGGGCUUAUGUUUUUAAAUUUCAGACCUCACUGUUAAUUUCAUCCUCGCUGUAAGGGGAUCUAAACCAAUGUAGAAUACCAGACAAACUGGGGUGUCUCGUGGCAUAGCCCGUAGAGCGCUUUCCACAUGCUCAUUGGGAGCCGCGACGUCGGCAGUUCGAGUCCAACUGCCAACCUUUGUCGCACGUCUCUCCCUCUCAAUUCAAUUCAAUUCAAAAUGCUUUAUUGGUAUGACAAGAUACUACUUAUGUUGCCAAAGAACAUACGCCAUUGAACACAUGAACAUAUACAUGGACAUACAGUUUACAGACAUAUAGGCUUACACAAAUAGGCUCACUGGUUGUCCCUUUGUUUAUGGCAAGCUGUGAUGUAAUUUGCCGCUAGUCUGAUGCAUUUUUGUGUUCUCCUAAUAAAUAGGGGAGCUUUUGGUGGCCAUUUAGAGUUUCAAAUUCAGGGCAUAUUUUUGCAAAAUUCUGGUAGAAAUUUUCCCUUAUGUCCAGGUAUUUUCCCCGUGAGAAAGUGUAGCUCUGUCUCCACCACUCCCUGACUGCCAAGGUUUUUCUCUGUUUGCUAUCUGUCACUGUGGUCAGGUAGUCAACCAUGGUGUACAGUCUGUUUAGGGCCAAAUAGCAAUCAAGUUUAUUUUGGGUUUUUGUUAUUUUUUUCCAAUAGGUCAAAUAUUUUUAUUUUUGUUUCAUUAUAAUUGUGUUUGGUCGAAUUCUGUGAGCUAGGAGGAUGUCACUGUCCUGAGACUGACUAUUAUUAGUGGUGUUAGGAUUUUCUUCAGUGAGUCCCAGGACCAGUUGAUUGAGGGGACUCUUCUUUAUAUUCAUCUAUUGGCAUUUCAGGGCUUUGUAAUGAUAACAGUGGGGGUCACUCAUAUUUUAAGGGUUUUCAAAAUUUGAUGGGUCUUUUCUGAAUAUUAAUUAGUAGUGGAUACUAAUUAAUACCCUCUCUCUCCUCCUAGUUCUUCCUGUCUCUCUACACUCUACUGUCUAAUAAAGCUGGGAAAAAAAGAAUACCAGACAAACUAUUACUGUAAAAUCCGUUCCGUGUUCCUUUUUACAAUGGUGAGUUUAAAAUAACAAUUCAAAGUUAAAAAAAACAAAACAAAAUGAUGCUUUUUCAUAAAUUACGGUUCAGUGUACACAGACAUCCCAGAGUAGAAUAUUACUACUGUACUGUAAAUCAAAAAUCUGUCUCAACUGACUUACCUGAUCUGACUGUCAUUGACACUGCUGUAGAGAGAGCACUUCUGGUGUUUUUUUGGAUUGAAUGCCUCAGAUGUGAAAUAAAUGAUUCUACUCCCCAA
Anguilla rostrata (American eel) is the source of this 3825-nucleotide messenger RNA. Its product is annotated as protein mono-ADP-ribosyltransferase PARP12-like. Gene Ontology annotation, cellular component: nucleus. The coding region runs from base 198 to 2228 and encodes 676 amino acids. The record is from RefSeq and is a predicted model, not a curated record. Gene Ontology annotation, molecular function: NAD+ poly-ADP-ribosyltransferase activity; metal ion binding; NAD+-protein mono-ADP-ribosyltransferase activity. The transcript has 12 exons. NCBI's taxonomy places the organism in Eukaryota, Metazoa, Chordata, Actinopteri, Anguilliformes, Anguillidae.